Ostreococcus tauri is the source of this 590-nucleotide messenger RNA. Its product is annotated as unnamed product. The record is from RefSeq and is a predicted model, not a curated record. The annotation marks the transcript as partial. The transcript has a single exon. NCBI's taxonomy places the organism in Eukaryota, Viridiplantae, Chlorophyta, Mamiellophyceae, Mamiellales, Bathycoccaceae.
UUUUACGACGGAUACGACGCGCGCGAGAGGAGGGGAGCGUGAGCGUGCUCGCGGAUAGAGCGCCGACGUCGCUCCGAGCGCGCUUGGCGGCGCUGGAGCAGGCGCAAGACGGAGUGUUGGAGAUCUCCAGACGCACCGCGCGCGAGGUCUCGCGCCUGGGCACUCGCGUUCGCUUGACUCGUAGAGAGCUCUCGCCUCCGCUUCGCAAGGUCCAGGCCGAAUCUCUUGAGCACGCCCAGAUCCUCGUCGCCGCCGCGGAGAAGAUUGAGCAGCUCGAGCGCGAGCUCGGCGAGAGCCAAGACACGAUGAGCGGUCUCCACUCCGUGAGCUCCAAGCAGUUCGACGUCCUCUCCAAAGCCAUCGCCGAACUCAAGACAUCACAGAUCGAGCUCAACGCCGCGCUCGCCACCGCGCGCGCCGAGGCUGAGGCCCUUCGCUCCAAGCCGUACGAGCUCGCAGCCGAGCCCGCGCGCGAGCGCGUGGGCGCGCGACUCGCGAAAAACGACGCCUCCAUCUCUCGCGCCCUCGCCUUCACCCCCGGCGGCGGUGACGAGGACGAGGACGAGGACAAAACGAACGACACCGACUAG